GCCAUCAUCUAAUUACCUCGCUUCAAAACUAAUAACCAAAACCAAAACAAACCAACCAACCAGGUAAUUUGGCUCUAUUUCUCUCCGCCGUUGCGUCGGAGCUUCUCCGCCUCCGUCUCCGCCCCCGGCCCGGUCCGAGCCGGCCCGCCUCCUUCUCCUUCGAUGAUCGCCGGACCCAGCCCGGCACAUGCCGAACCCGUGGAAGAAGGCGCGGGCCGCCGGCCUCUCCCGGCUGGUAUCCGGCCUCGCCCGGCCCGAGCGCGGCGCCUCUCUCGUCGUCCAGACCGGCUUCCCCACCUCACUCGCCGACCUCGUCGUCAAGAACCGUGACCGCCUCAAGAAGCCCUCCCGCAAGAAGACCCCCUCCCCCUUCCCUAGGGCUCCGGCGACCGUCGCCGGCGACGAUCCCUGCCCUCUUCCCGCAUUGCAUAGCCCCAGGGCCGGCCGCGAUGGAAUCUCGGAAGAAUGCCCCCGCCCUCCGCUUCCCAAGUCCGUGGAGAUCAGGAGCAACGGGACUGGGUCCGGAUUUGCGCUUCUGGUGGUGAAUUUGGUGGUUUUAAUGGUUCUGUCUAUCGAAAGGAGGAAGCUUGUCGCCGGGAUCACGGUCUCGGCGUUUUCCCUGCUUUUGCUCGAUUUCAUGGGGUUCCAGGUGUUCGCGUUCUUGAAGCCGUGCUCGGAUGCGAGGAGGAGCUUGACUUCGGUGGUUGGAGGAUUGGAUUUGGAGGGUAGGGAGCGGGUUUCUCCGAUAAGGGAAGUUGGGGUCGAGGGCCGCCUGGAUUCGAUUGCAUCCGACAGGAGUUGGGAGGAAUCUUUCAUCGAUUCGGAUCAGCGGAGGGAGAUUUUGCCGGAAUGGAGGGAUCUUGCUGUCGGCCGAAAUGUUGGUUCUUCUGGUAAUUCAAAUCGGAAGAAGUUCUGGAAAAAGUUUGUCCCGAAGAAGUUUCGUGGGAGUCGAAAAGGUAAAGAUGAAAGGGAACCGAUCUCGAAUUCUUGUUCGAUUUCGAGCGGGAGAGGAGAAUUUGAUGGCAUCAGAGAAGUGGAUGAAGUGAUCAACGGAGCAGGAGACGAGGAAGAUGGCAAUGUUCCGAGCUUCAUUGACUCCACUGAGGUUACAAAUUUUGAUAAAGAGGAGGAUGUGGAUGUGAGUAGAGAAAUUGUUCUUAAGACUAAGUCAGGAUCUCAGCAGCAUGUUUUCUUUGUGAUAGUUCUUUUGGGGCUUGUCGGUGGGAAGGCUGCGGCGGUCGUUCUAACUCUGUCUUGGUGUCUGCUUAUCAAAUUAGCUCAAACCAUGCAGAAGAAAUGAAACAUGCAUUGAGCCGAUGUCAAGUUUUUUGAUGUAUUGUGCAUUAGUGGAAGUUUUUUUUUGGUCUCUGAAGUUGGGAAGGCUUUUGCAUGUAUCAUCACUUCUCAUGAUCGAAAGCUCAGCUCAACCUUGGGUUGAUGAUUUGUGUGGCAAAGUUUGUAUAAAGUAUUGUCCACAAAAAGGUAAAAGGAAAAUUGCAAUUGUUUAUUUAUUCCUCUUGUAGCUUGA
Phoenix dactylifera (date palm) is the source of this 1528-nucleotide messenger RNA. RefSeq lists its product as uncharacterized. NCBI's taxonomy places the organism in Eukaryota, Viridiplantae, Streptophyta, Magnoliopsida, Arecales, Arecaceae. The record is from RefSeq and is a predicted model, not a curated record.